AUGGGAGACACAGAACCUUUUCUGAGUGUGGCCAGCCGAAAUCGGAGCAUCGCCCACCUCACAGUCUUCUUCGAGGGCACGGCCAACACCAUUGAGCCAAUAACUACUCAGAUCGGCCUAUUCUUCGCCCUCACAGAUGCUUUCGAUGUAAGCGGUGGGAAUCUGGGUGGAGCGCCGAUUACCCAGCCGAGGAAGAUGGCAUUCGACGGUUGUGGCGUCACUGAUGGCUUCUGCGGCACCAUUUGCGCCAAAGGCUUGCGGAGGCAAUGCGCCGCUGUGCGACGUCAAGUUGACAGCUUGGUGGCGGAACUUGCAUCCACCCACCAAGCUCCUCCUGCGUUGCGGGUCAAUGCAGUGGGCCUCUCGCGCGGAGGGGUUGCAUGCCUGUACCUGGCACAGGCGCUUGCCGACCUUCACAUGUCCACCUGCGAGCUGUCACUUUUGUUGUUCGAUCCUGUCCCUGGUGACUUGUUGACUGUGGCGCAGCUAGACCUUUUUGGAUUCACCAACACGUCGGCCUGCUGCGACGUGUCCAUGUGCCAAUGUCUUGCACGUGUUCUAGCAUUGUAUCCGUACGAGCCCUUGCCUGCUAUCGCUUGUCAUGCCCCAGUGCUUUGCCACUAUCCAGAUCACUGCCUCGUCGAAGAGGAAGUCACGCCUGGCUGUCAUCAAGGGGCGCUGCAAGUGCAUGGCUUGCAGGGGCCACGUCUAGACUUCGACUCCGCGCUGUCCUUCCUGCGCAUACGCCGCUGGCUGAUGGAGUGCGGAACACCGUUAGAUCACAGACACUUGGAUUGCACAGUGUCUGUGAAACCAAUGGAGGAGUACUGCCUUCGGAAGUGCAACCAAGAGGUGAAGCGGAACCGCGCCAGUGUCCGAUCUUCACACACUGCCCAUAGCCACUGGGGUGCCUCGAUCAUCAGAAAGAAGGUGUCUGAGGAGGCGGUGUACUUGAACCAGCACCACAAGCUGCUGUGCAAUGCCGCGGCGCGAAAUGAAGACAGCGACUGGCUGCUGGAAGUAGAGCCUGAGAUGACUCCGUUUCCCUCCGGGCUUCUCUGCUUGCUGUCUUUGCUGGGAUUGGUGACCGUGUUCCCCUUCUUGGUUUCAUGA
Molecule: messenger RNA, 1113 nt
Organism: Symbiodinium natans
Lineage: Eukaryota; Dinophyceae; Suessiales; Symbiodiniaceae
Source: the annotation of a GenBank genome assembly